This is a messenger RNA of Maudiozyma saulgeensis, 441 nucleotides long. The record is from the annotation of a GenBank genome assembly. Lineage: Eukaryota; Fungi; Ascomycota; Saccharomycetes; Saccharomycetales; Saccharomycetaceae.
AUGGGAAUAAACGAAGUAGUAGAUGAUCUGACAAAGAAGGAUGGUAAGACAUUAGUGUUUGUCCUUGGACAAGAUGCUCGAGAUAAGAUAGAGGCAGGACUUACAAGUUGUGAUAAUAAUCUAAGCACAAUUGAAAAGAGUCGGCAUGACAUAAAGGUUUUAUUUUUAAAUAAAUUACAAUAUUUAUUUAUGUUUUUAAUGAAAUUGGAAGCAGAAAAGACAUGCAUAUAUGAUAAUAUUGUACUUUAUGGAUUAGAUUCCUUAGUCCUCGAUAAAGAUAAUGUCGAGAUAAUAAGGCUAUUAAAUCUUAUUUUGAGCACACUUUAUAAAGUUUACCGUCUUCACAAUCUCAAUGAUAUCAUUACUGAAUGGUAUGAUAAUACGAAGGAUACUACGACGCUUGAUAGAAUGGUAGAUUAUUGGAAAUUCCUCUUAUGUUAG